This is a messenger RNA of Mesorhabditis spiculigera, 2193 nucleotides long. The record is from the annotation of a GenBank genome assembly. Lineage: Eukaryota; Metazoa; Nematoda; Chromadorea; Rhabditida; Rhabditidae.
AUGAAGGAGGGGCCCGGGUCACGGUUGGCCAGGAAGAACUCGUUGGAGCGGAGAGACUCGAUCGUCGACGAUUUGGAGGAUCACCCGCCUUUCUAUAUCACGAUGAUGAUUGGAGUGUUGAAAGCUAUUUUCCUGUUCUACGAUGUCGUCACCUACGUGCCGCAUAUGGUUUUCUCCAAUCCAGCGGCAAAGAAAGAGAAAUCUGAGCGAGUGAAGGCACUACCCCGAAAAGAAAACGAACCAUCGAGUCCGUGGGUCCAUGUUGAUGUCAAGGACGGCAAGCUGAUCAAGGCCGACAAGACGCUGGGCCAGAUCUGGGAUGAAGCUGUCAACUUCUAUGAAGAUUUGCCCUGCAUGGGAACCCGUGAGGUGCUGAAGAUCACCAAGGAGAAGCAGGACUCGGGCAAGGUCUUCGAGAAGUGGGAGAUGGGCAAAUACAACUGGCGCUCGUACAACCAGGUCAACCAGCGUGUCAACUUGGUCGCAGGAGCAUUGAAGAAAAUGGGCCUAAAACCCAAGGACCCGGUGGUGAUCUUUGCCGAGACCCGUGAGGAAUGGAUGACCACCGCCUUAGCUUGCUUCAAGAUGAACUUCCCGGUCGCCACCGUCUACGCUACCCUCGGCGAAGACGCCGUCUGCUACGCCCUCAACCAAGUUCAGGCCAAGACGAUUUUCACCACCGAGUCACUGUUGCCAAUUGUCAUGAAAGCCAUGAAAGAUGGCGCCGAGCUGAAGAACAUCGUCUACUACGAAUCCAACGACCCCAACGAGAAAAACGGCAAGAAGAAGAAUGGCGAUGCUGAGUGUGUAAUCUCCUUCUCGGACCUCUUGAACAAGGGCGACAACAACUUUACUCCAGGAAAAGAAAAUAAGCCGUCGCUCGACGAUGUGGCAAUGAUCAUGUACACUUCCGGAACCACGGGAAAUCCGAAGGGAGUUAUGCUGGCUCACCGGAAUAUUGUCGCCGCCACAGCCGGACAGGGCUUUGACAUUGAUGUCGAUCCGAAAGACACCUACAUCGGUUAUUUACCGCUCGCUCACAUCCUGGAAGUUUGCGCCGAAUGUGUAUGCAUUAUCAAGGGAACCAAAAUUGGAUAUUCAUCCGCACAAACACUCUUCGAUCGCGCCCCCAAGAUUCCGAAAGGCCACAAGGGAGAUACCUCCGAGCUGAAGCCGACUUUGAUGGCGUGCGUACCGGCCGUGAUGGACCGCAUCUACAAGGCUGUUGUUGAUGACGUUAAUUCCCGAUCCCCGCUAUUCAGGGAAGUCUUCAAGUGCAUGUACGAGCGCAAAAGGUCACGCUACGAGGAAGGCUACAAGACACUACUCCUGAACAAAUUGGUAUUCAACAAAAUCGGCAAGAUCCUGGGCGGCGAGCUGCGAUGCGUGUUGUCUGGUGGAGCCCCGUUGUCACCGGAAACUCAAAGAUUCAUGAACAUUUGCUUCUGCUGCCCGGUCAUUCAGGGAUACGGUUUGACAGAGACUUGCGGAGGAGCGACGAUUGCUGAUUUGCACGACCUCUCCACCGGAACCGUCGGCCCACCCCUCCGUUGCGCCCAAAUCAUCCUCGAAGCCUGGGAAGAAGCCGGAUACUCGCCCGACAACGAGACCCCACAGGGAGAGGUUCUAAUCGGUGGAGACCACGUUGCACUUGGCUACUACAAAGACGAGAAAAAGACGAAGGAAGAAUUCUUGGAAAGGAAUGGUGUCCGAUAUUUCGCGACUGGAGACAUUGGAGAGUUCCGUGCUGAUGGAUCCUUGAAGAUUAUUGAUCGUAAAAAGGAUCUGCUCAAGCUGUCCCAUGGAGAGUAUAUCUCGCUGGGAAAGGUCGAGACGAAUCUGUUGACGAAUCCGUUGAUCGAGAACAUCUGCGUCUAUGGAGAUUCGAACAAAUCUUAUGUGAUUGCGUUGGUUGUGCCGAAUCAAAAGAAUUUGUCUGCAUUGGCGGAGAAGAAUGGCGUAGACACCGGUAACUGGGAAAAAGUCUGCGCGAACCCCAAGAUCGUCAAAGCCGUACUCGAUGAGCUGACCGGAUACGUUAAAGGAAAACUGGAGCGCGCCGAAAUCCCCCAGAAGAUCCACCUGUGCCAUGAGCCCUGGACGCCAGCUUCUGGUCUCCUAACGGAAGCGCUGAAGCUGAAGCGCAAGAACAUCGAGAAGGAGUUCAAGGAAGAGAUCGAGCGGUUGUACAAA